CAUCCAAGGAAGGGAGAGAAACUCUGAAAAUACUCCAUUUCCUCAUCCUUUCACGCACCAAGAACAAAGGAGGAAGAAGGAGGGGAAAAGAGAAGAGAAAAGGUUGUUUUGGAGAGGAAAACUUGUGUUUAGCAAGGUAUUCAAGGAACUUUCACGGAGUUGAAAAGGUCACCGGAGUUGUCGCCGGAGUUCGUCGAAGUUCGCCGGAGUUUCGCCGGAGCUAAAUCGGGAAGGCUAGAACCUCAUAAGCUUCAUUAAGGUUGAGGCUAGAGUCCUACUACCUGCACCUUUGCCUAGGGUGAUUGACCAAGAAGGAAGACGUGAAAUGGAGGGUGGACGCAGGAUAACUAGAAGGAACCCGACAGGGCAUGUGCCGGGGGCCACCGGGCAUGCCACUCGGGCGGAAUCACAGACCUCUAGGGGUAGAGGCCGGGGCCAAAGCCGAGGAGGAGGACGAGGCAGGGGUCGUGGGCGUUCUACCACGCCGACGACAAGUAGCACACGCGUCGGUUCCGUGCACCCGUCAUGGGCCACCGAACCGGACGACUUCACCUAUGCUCCAAGCACGGAGCAAGAGGAGACCUCGUACAACGGGGAGGACUUUGAGGAAGAAGAUGAGGAUGAUGAUCCUCAUUAUGACCGUAUGAGUGAGGUACUGGAAUGGUACCUUGAGAAUAAAGCAAAUAGAGAGCAGCGACGCCAAGCUAGACAGGCUAGGCAAACCAUGGGGUAGGGAAGCCGAGGUGCUUCUAAUGCUCCAUCGGGGGCAUUUGGGGGAGACACGAUGGUGCGUAUCUCCAAGUAUCUCAAGGAGGCCAGGGCCUUGGGGUGCAAAUCAUUUGAUGGCAAGGGCGACAUAUCUGAGGCCGCCGACUGGAUUAAGAAGCUGAAUGAUGCUUCUAGGGAUAUGCAAAUUGGACUCGACGUGAAGUUGAGGGUUACCACCAGGCUACUAUAAGGGGUAGCUGCGGUAUGGUGGGAAGGCGCGGAAGGAAAGUUCCACGGUGAGGCCACUUGGGAGAAAUUCGAAGUGGAGUUUUAUAAUCAGCACUACUCAACUUUUGAAGUCAAUCUCAAAAGGAGAGAGAGAGUACACAAACCUGAAACAGGAGGAUGGUUGCUCGGUGAGGCAAUUGGAACAAAGGUUCCGUGACUUGGCCCGAUUCAUCCCAGAAUACUCUAUGGAUGAAAAUCGUAUGGCCAAUCAUUUUUGGGAUGCUCUACAGUUGGACAUCCGCGACCGGGCUACUUACCAUCACAACAUGACAUUUAGCCAGAUUGUCGAUCAGGGGCUCCUUGGGGAAGCCCAAUGGAACGAGAGGAAGUUGAGGGACGCCGAGGAGGCAAAGAAGAGAAGAUGGGGAAACUCGGGACCCCAAGACCACUCCCAGAAGCAUCACGCUGGGGGUGGCAAUUCAUUCAGGGCGCCGGCACCACCGGCGAAAAGGAAUAAAGGCUCAGGAGGGCAAGGGGCCAAACCAGGGAGUACGUGGCCACCAAGGUGCGCGAACUGCGGUAAGAACCACGGGGGAAGGUGCAAUGAACCACCCCGGUGCUUCAAAUGCGGUAGCACAAGUCACCUCAAACCCUCUUGUCCAAUGCUGAACGGAGGAGGACCAUCGGGAGCCAUGGGAGGACCUACGACUAUGUAGGUACGUACGUACGUACGUCUGUGUGUGUGUG
Molecule: messenger RNA, 1683 nt
Organism: Cuscuta europaea
Lineage: Eukaryota; Viridiplantae; Streptophyta; Magnoliopsida; Solanales; Convolvulaceae
Source: the annotation of a GenBank genome assembly